CGCCCGUGCUCCCGCCACGCCGCGCACUCGUCGCAACGUCGUCGUGCGCACUCGACGUCCACUGCCCACCGCUGCAUCGGCUCCGCGCGCGCGUUUCCAGUUUCCAGGCGUCCGCCGGUUGUUUUCCCUCGUCGUUUUCCCGUCGCGAUUCAGUCCCGAGGCGACCAGCAGUCGUGCGCCGUACGCAGUCCGUGUCUCGUCGUCCCCUCUGUCCGGCGUGUGUGCGUUUCGAGACGAUACGAUUCAAACUUUUUCCAUUCCGGACGACGUUUGGGUUUGCCUUAACGUAAACGUGUGGAGACCAAUUAUUAAAUUAUUUAUAAAAAAAAAAAAAAUACUAUAGAACACUAAUCACUGCUCCGACCUUCGGCGUCGCGUUCGAUUCGUAACCGCAAUGUACGUUGCACUUCUGCCCGAGUUCACUGUGCCCACACACAGUUAACUCCUUAGAUCGUACCUACCCGUCUAUACGUUCAUUUGUUUUUACAUUUUAUUUUUUUAAUUUAAUUUUUUUUUUUUUUAUCAAAACGUCGAAUAGCCUUUAGUGUCCGUUUGAAUCGUCCGAUAGCAACGAUAGCAACGAUGGCUGCGUGCAGCCCAAAAAGAACGUUAGCUUUUAUUGUGUUAUUGGUGUUGUGCGAUGGAUUAGUUGUUUCGACAUCCUAUGGCGGUUCGUUUGUAAGUCUGGUUGAAGUUGUCAACCACACAAAGUUUACCCAAGAUGAAACCAAAGAUUUGUACGUCAAUUUGACAGUUGGCAUGUUUGGACAAGGACUCAACGAAAACAUAAAAAUCAGGCCCACCUCUAGAGUUGCAUUACGUGGCUCUGAGUGUUACAAAAACCAUCCGAUGAAAAACAUUGAUUCUGACAACUUUAUUUUCAAACAGCUGUGGACAAACGGUACAUACUUGUUGAUGAGUAUUACGUUUAAGUUUGAUCGAGACUUGACCACACGGAAUGUAUACUUAUGCGCAUAUGAGCCGCGAAAACCACCUAAUGGACUUGUCUCGUCGCUGUGGAGCGUGUUUAGUGGUUCGGACGACGACAGUGAUGGUCGAUGGGUGAAUCAGGGUGAUUCGGUAGCGAUCAGAUCCGAUGAAAUGUCACAGUCCACGGAAAAUUCUUUGGAUUCAUCGCCAAGCAGACAAAGAAGACAACAAGGAUCAACAUUAAAAAAUGUUACUCCAUUAGGUACAGCUUACAUAUCUCCAGUAAACUUUUAUGGCUUACGAGUAGAAUACUCAGAUGCAGCGAUAGACUACGAUGAUCGAGGAGUACCACAGUUACUGGUUCAACGAAAUGCAUCAUUUCGUUUGUUUGGUAGUGACUGGACUGAGAAAACAAUAUUUGUUCUUACGGAAAAAAUUGGCGAUAAAGGGGGACCGUGUGAAUUUCCCGUUGGAGAGGUUCAAGAAGUAACUCUUGUACCAAACGAGCCAAAUACAGCCAAAAUAAAUAUAAUUUUGCCUCAAGCUAGUAAAGCAGGAACGGUAUUUUACUUCUGUUCGAAAGAGAGCGAUAAGACCGGCGCAAUUUGGACACAUAUGGGUAGUGAAUAUUACAAACAAAUGGGAGUGUACGAAAAAAUGUUACCUUUUUGGCUACAAGUUGGUAUAAUUCUUACGUGUUUAUCAUUUUCGUCCCUUUUCUCCGGUCUAAACCUGGGUCUGAUGUCGUUGAAUCGAAUGGACUUGAAGAUCAUUUGUAACACUGGUACAGACGCAGAGCGAAAGUACGCCAAAGCUAUCUUGCCUGUACGUAUUCACGGUAACUACUUGUUAUGUAGUAUUCUGCUGGGUAACGUCAUGGUCAACUCAAUAUUUACCAUCCUGUUGGAUGACUUGACGUCUGGCUUGGUGGCCGUCAUUACUUCAACAUUGGCCAUUGUAAUCUUCGGUGAAAUUACUCCACAAGCUGUUUGUUCACGUCAUGGAUUAGCUAUUGGUGCCAAGACCAUUUACGUUACGAAAACCGUAAUGGUGCUUACUACCCCGCUGUCUUGGCCUAUCAGUAAAGCUUUAGAUUGGGCCCUCGGUGAGGAAAUCGGUAGCACUUACAACAGGGAACGUCUCAAAGAAUUAGUCAAGAUGACCGGUGACGAAUACAACGAUUUGGAAAAAGAUGAAGUUAACAUAAUUUCUGGAGCCCUCGAACUUCAUCGUAAAAAAGUUGGUGACGUAAUGACCAAAUUGGAGGACGUGUACAUGUUGUCAUAUGAUACAGUGUUGGACUUCGAAACCGUCUCAGAAAUCAUGAAAUCUGGAUACUCGAGGAUACCCGUGUACGAGGGCAACCGUCAGAAUAUUGUCACCAUGUUGUAUAUCAAGGACUUGGCGCUGGUCGAUCCCGACGACAACACAUUGCUUAAAACACUGUGCCAAUUCUACCAGAACCCAUGUUAUUUCGUGUUUGAAGACACCACACUCGACGUACUAUUCAAGCAGUUCAAAGAAGGUAUCAAAGGCCAUAUGGCAUUUGUUCAUCGUGUGAAUAAUGAAGGCGAAGGCGAUCCAUUCUAUGAAACCGUGGGUAUCAUAACACUAGAAGAUGUGAUUGAAGAAUUGAUUCAGGCUGAGAUCAUGGAUGAAACUGAUGUUUACACCGAUAACCGUUCGAAACAACGUCGACAACAGCGUUCAUAUAGAGCUCAAGACUUUACAGCAUUUGCCGAGCGUAGUGAAAACCAACGUAUUCAUAUUUCUCCUCAACUUACUUUGGCCACAUUCCAAUUUUUGUCAUCGAGUGUCGAAGCUUUCAAGACAGAUGUUGUGUCAGAAACUAUUUUAAUGCGCUUGCUCAAACAGGACGUGAUAUUCCAUAUAAAAAUGAAAGAUAAAGAAAGAUUUAAGUCUGAUCCAGCCAGUAUCAUUUACCAGCAGGGCAAACCAGUCGAUUACUUUGUGCUCAUAUUGGAAGGACGCGUCGAAGUCACAGUUGGCCGUGAAAAUCUCGUAUUUGAGAGCGGACCAUUCACGUACUUUGGAUCACAGGCUUUACACCAGAACAUCGGAAUCGGCGAAUCACCACCGUCUGGAGCCAAUCCUACAAUGGCCAAUUCUACUGUAAACAACAUGGGCAGUAUACAGUCGGUCAACAUCGAUGCUAUGUUGCGUUACACUUUUGUGCCAGAUUAUUCGGUGCGUGCCGUUACUGAAGUGAUGUAUUUGCGCGUGAAACGUUCGUUCUACAUGGCAGCGAAACGCGCCACGCUCAUGGAACGUUCUAAGAAAAUGUCAAACGCCGGUGAAUUCGAUGAAGAAGUAGACAAGCUAUUCCAUACUUAUGGAGAUGAAGAUCGGAAGAGUAUCCAAGGUUCUCCUGACGUCACUAGAAAUGCAUCUCAGACCACAGUACAGCCAUCAACAAUUUCGGCCAACGCAGCAUCUCUUAACAACGGAGAACCUAUUCAACCCGUAGCUGUAGCAUUCUCACGAACACCUCAAGGUACCUCCGACGCAUCGGCUGAAGAAAAAAUCACUCUUUUGGGCACAAACGCGUUGUCCGCUGCUACAAAAUCGGACGCUACUGAUCCAUCAACUUAGGUCUAUCGAUAAUGAUAUUAAUUCUUAGUGUGUUCUUUUAUAAUUUUAAACUAUUUUUUUUUUUUUUGCUUUACACCGUGUUUCUAUUAGAUUGAAACAAAAACGUUUGAUUAGGGACAUAUACAUUACGAAUAAGCACGUAGCAGAUAUUAUUUAAGUGUAUACAUAUUUUUUUUUCUAUUGUUAUGUGUUACGUAUAAUUUUUGACUUAAGUAGUUCUAGUCCAGCAUUAUUGUGUUCAGUAAGUGUCCAAAUAAUCCCAUCAGAAUGUAUUAUCUGAACAAUACGCGAGUCAAUCAAUAUGUGUAUGUUUUAAUUUAUUUACGCUCUCUUUACGCUCGUAUUGGAUAAACACGAUGUUAUUAAACUGCCAUAAUGGCUGCACACUAAGGACUCGACUCCCAUUUUAUCGUUCUAGUGACUUACUACUUCAACCAGCUUUUAUUUUAUUGUACUUUUUUUUACGAUUUAUAAUAUUAUUGCUUUGUUUAUUUCAUAUUAUUAUUUAUAAAUAUGUACACACACACCCACACACACAUACACACGUAUAUAUUAUAUGUAUAUGUAUAAAUAUAGAUUAUACAUAUUUAAGCUUUGUGUCCCGGUGACGCGGAAAUCCGUUUUGUAUAUAUGCAAAAGCGAAUCUCCAAGGCUUUUCGUGUCUCUUAAAUUUUCAACCGAUUAACAAGCCCUCAGAGUGAUCUCAGAGGUAGCGAGUCCUCGUAUUUUUUGAUAUUAAGUUGUAUUAAGAAAUCGACGAACCUAUUUACAAUAUCGGUACUGUUCUUUCUUUUCUCUCUAUUUCGUUGAAAUUAAUAAUAUUUCCCUUCAAUAAUCGAAUAAACAAAACAAUCAAGUUUAUAUUAAAAUUACAUCUUAUAAAUUAACAAUUUCCUCACACAAAACGACAUCACUAUUAAAUCGUUUACCUUUAAAAUACGUUCUUCGACUUUGUUGUUAUUUUUUUUUUUAUUAUUCGUUCGACUAUUAUAUACUGCUAUGUAUGAAUAUUCUACAAGUUUUUUAAUUGACUUUAAAAUUAAUACAGUAACAUAUGGCGUUUUAUAAUUCUUAGGAAUGCGCUCAAAUUAAAGUCUAAGUAAUUAUAGGUUAUAAAAAUAAUCGCAAAAACGUUUGGUGAUUCGUUACAUAAUAUAUAGCUUCAGAGUUAACUAGUCCUUUUUUAAGCUUACGGUUCAUGUUAUAUUAUUAUAUAAUAUAUUAUAGUGAUGUUCGUUGACAUUUUUUUUUUUAAAAGAUGAAUAGUUGGAACAAAAUAAUUAGUUAAUAUGGAAGGGGAGAAAUAUAAUGUUGAGAGUUUAUAUACAUAUAUUUAUAUAUAAUAAUAAUUAUUGAUAAUAUUAUGAUUAUUAAUGUUUGUAUACUAAAUUUUUCGUAAUAUUUAUCUGUUGCGUGUAAGUAAUUAUGUAAUAUUAGAUACCCUAUAUGAUAUAAUUAAGCUGAAUAUAAUAAUUUUAGAGCUAUUCGACAGUAAUCGACUGAUGGUCAUCGAAAUUCGCCCAACAAUACCGGACUCAUCAAUUGUCCGAAUAUAAUACCAAUUAUCACAGUAUGAUUCUGCACAAGCGUUCGACGAACAUAAUGGCAACAUUAUAUAAUAUUAUAUAUGAUCAUUUAUGAAUAUUAUAAUCGUUAUGUAUAAUUUAAACGUGGUGCUCGAUUAACGUCAAACAUUUUAUUAUUUUAUUAUGAUAAAUUUUUUUUCGUCCAACUUAGACGUCGACCGAAUCAUAAUGUUUUAAACGUAGCUUAUACCAAAAAAAAAAAAUCCAAUCACCAAGUGAUAUAUUUAAGUAGCGUAGAUAUAUCAUAAGACCAAUAAGACUAUACCGAAGCGACAUGCUACUACAAAAUGUCUAUAUAAUGAAGUUUAAUCCAAACGAUUUGAAUAAUUGUUUGCCAAUGAAAAACGAUACGACCCCGUAAUGAUUUUUGGACUUCUCUAUACGAUAUGUGCAUACAUAAAAUACGUUUUACUUGCGUCGCUCGUUCGGUGAAAAAGCAUUUCUGUUGUACACAAAAUAAAAGAAGGCCUACUAUUAUAAUUUUACCGUUUCUACUUUAUACUUUAGUCGUAGGUACACGUUUUUCUUGUUUUUUUUUUUUUUUGUGUGUAUUGUAUGUAAGUAUAGAUUAUAUUAUUAUAUACAUUUCGGAUUAUACGUUGUACGUACAAUUGCGUUAUAAAUUAUAAUAUAAUUUUACUGACAAUAUAAUUAUCAAUUCGCGUGGUCAUCAUUUAUGAUCAAAAUUAUAUUAUUAUUAUUAUUAUUAUUAUUUUUUUUUUUGUGUUUAAGUAUUCGUUGUUAAAUUGUUUAUUUUACCGAAAAGUAUAUUCAUUUUUAGACAUUGAACAUUUUCGUGUAAACCGCCAUUAUUAUUUUAAUAUUAACUAUUUUAAUAGGUACCUAUCUUUACAAUAUACAAUAAUAUGAUUAUGUUUUAAUUUUAUGUCGAAGAUAUUAUUGUUGAGCAUAAAACUAUACAUAUAUGUGCAUAGCUUAUAGUUUUUUAAUUAUCUAAUUUCUUGUAAUAAGAAAAUAUUGUUUUUAUUUAUACUAUUUUUAUCAUCAUUAUUUUUUAGAAUAGUUUUUCGCUAUACUUUAUCUGCUAAUAAUGUGUACAAUGUUUAUGCAAUAGAAUUAUGGGAGAAAUGGAUAUUUCUAUUAUCGCGUUCAGUCUGUUAAAAAACUAUAUUGCUGUUGGGUUUAGACUAGGCAUUAUUAAAAUAUAAUAUAUAAACUAAUUUUAAGGUUAAAAAAAUAAUUAAAUUAUAUUAUAAUAAUAAUCGUUUUUCAGCCAAGUGCUAGUUGUAAUAUUAUUAGUGAUGAUCGAGUAAAAAGUGUUUAGUUGACAUUACCGAAUCACAAUAGUUGUAUAGACUAAUCUAGUAAUAAUUAUAAUAUUAUUAAUAUUCAACACUUAAGCUUCUAUUUAUUUUAAUGUAUAGGGUUAUAAUAAAACAAACAUGCCAUUAUAGCUGAUGUCAAACAGGCGAAAAUAUAUUAAUUUAAUUGAUUUAGUUUAAAAAAAUUCAAAAUUUUAUAUACAAUACUGGCUGUGCUGUUCUCGAUGUUCAGUUACUCGUUAAAUUUUAAAUUACUUAUAAAAUCAACUGUUUGAUGAAAUUAAAUCGUGUUUAAUGGUUUCAGUUAAGUGUUAUUUAUAUAACCUGCACAGCCAGUUCCAAUUUUGGGUUCGAUAUAUUAUAUACAAGUAGCUUUAAUAUUAUAAUAACAUAAAACAUGUAUAAAUCAAAUUAUAGCAAUCAUUAUAGUACUUAAAAAUUCUAUAGUAUCCAUACAGUUAUACUUACAUUAUUUUUAAUAUGUUAAAGAUGAUAUAAAUAACUUCUUUUUUUUAAUAUUAUUAUUAUAAUUAUUAAAAACCUAUUCUGUUGUCCAGUAUAUGUAAUAUUAUGUUAUACGUUUAUUAUUAAAAUUAUAGAUAAAUAGAAAAUUGACUUUACUGUA
Molecule: messenger RNA, 7037 nt
Organism: Aphis gossypii (cotton aphid)
Lineage: Eukaryota; Metazoa; Arthropoda; Insecta; Hemiptera; Aphididae
Gene: uex
Product: unextended protein
Exons: 12
Coding region: 583-3543 (986 amino acids)
Biological process (GO): magnesium ion homeostasis; transport
Cellular component (GO): plasma membrane
Molecular function (GO): transmembrane transporter activity
Source: RefSeq, a predicted model, not a curated record